Molecule: messenger RNA, 2489 nt
Organism: Physella acuta
Lineage: Eukaryota; Metazoa; Mollusca; Gastropoda; Physidae
Product: alpha-L-fucosidase-like
Biological process (GO): fucose metabolic process; glycoside catabolic process
Cellular component (GO): lysosome
Molecular function (GO): alpha-L-fucosidase activity
Source: RefSeq, a predicted model, not a curated record
AAUAUCACAUGAUCAAUAAAGAUGGCAACCUCCACAAAAUUAAAAUUUAGAAACAAAAAUUUGUUUUUUAUGAUAUUCGCUUUAUUUCUGCUUGCUCAAAAAGCACUGUGUUAUGAACCUACUUGGGAAUCCCUUGACUCUAGACCUCUGCCAUCUUGGUACGAUGAGGCAAAGCUUGGUAUUUUCAUUCAUUGGGGAGUAUUUUCUGUUCCAAGUUAUUCUUCCGAAUGGUUUUGGUGGAACUGGCAAGGACAGCCUACUCCGGCAAUUGUGGAUUUUAUGGCUUCAAAUUAUAGACCAGAUUUUACAUAUGCUGAUUUUGCUGAAGAUUUUACUGCCGAGUUUUUUAAUGCACAAGAAUGGUUGAAAAUGUUUCAAAGCUCUGGUGCAAAGUACAUCGUGUUUGUUAGCAAACACCACGAGGGAUACACCAACUGGCCAUCCAAGUAUUCUUUUAACUGGAACUCUGCAGCCGUUGGGCCAGGACGAGAUAUUGUUGGUGAGCUUAUGAAUGCAACACGUCAAAAUACAGACCUGAGGUUUGGCUUGUACCACUCAUUGUUUGAGUGGUUUCACCCCCUCUAUGUGGCUGACAAGAACUCAGGUUUCAAAACUCAGGACUUUGUCAAUCAAAAAACUUUGCCGGAGCUGUACGAGAUAGUCAACACCUACAAGCCAGAGGUGGUUUGGUCUGAUGGGGACUGGGACGCCCCUGACAUGUACUGGAAGUCUAAGGAGUUUCUGGCCUGGCUUUACACUGAUAGCCCAGUUAAGGACACAGUGGUUGUGAAUGACAGGUGGGGUCAGAACAUUUCCUGUAAUCAUGGUGGGGUGUACACCUGUGGUGACAGGUACAAUCCAGGAGUACUACAGAAACACAAGUGGGUCAAUGCAAUGACCAUUGACAAGUAUUCCUGGGGUUAUCGCAGGAAUGCCCACCUGUCUGAUUACCUGACCAUUGAAGAACUGCUGCAAACAUUUGUCAUGACAGUCAGCUGUGGGGGCAACAUGUUGAUGAAUGUGGGCCCGCCGAAACACGGCCACAUAGACCCAAUCUACGAGGAGCGCCUGGUACAGAUGGGGACCUGGCUCAAGGUCAAUGGUGAGGGAAUCUACAGCACUCAACCUUGGACGUACCAAAAUGAUACGCUCACAAAAAAUGUCUGGUACACAAUGAAAAAAGGGGAGAAGAGCACAGAUAUUUAUGCCUUUAUUUUCAACUGGCCGAGCACUUCCGUUCUGUCCCUGGCCAGACCGACGGCCUCGGCUGCCACCACGGUCUCCCUGCUGGGGUACCCUGGCAACCUGAACUACAACACCCGGCAACCCACUGGCCUUGACAUUAUAAUUCCAGCUGUGCCGGUCAACAAGAUGCCCUGCGAUUGGUUGUGGACGCUCAAGAUAACCUCUGUGGCUAAUUAACGCUGGGUGUCGCCGGGCUCGAUGGUUAACAUUCCAUGGUAAACUGUAAAGGUUGUCUGCACAUUGUUUUUAUUUUUUUGUGUAAGACGAAACUCCCUGUAAUCUUGUUCUGAAAUUAAAAUAUUGCUCAUCUGACAGCUAAAAAAAAUUGUUUUUUAUGAAAUUAUUUUCAUCCAAUUAAAACAAUUUCAUAUUUCUUCUAAUGUACAUGCACAAUGUGUUUUAUUGAUAUUUAAAUACAAAGUAAAUUUUUUUUUGUAUUUUCUUCUUCUUCUUCUGCGUUAUUAAUUAAGUAUAUGAUGGAGGAUUUAAACAACAAGCCCAACUUUGUGUAUGAACUGGACUGUGGUCUCCAGAUCAGCGGGGGCCCAUUUAGUUUUUCCUUGAGUGGGGUGUAUAGGGGCCAGUGUUUACUUCUUAUUUGAUUUGUUUUAAAGUGGUUUAAUGAAAAUGGGGGUAAAAUUAGCAUGACACAGAUAUAAAACUGUAGAAUUCCAUUGUGACAUUGUUAUCAAAUCUGCAGCUAAGGGAGGUAAAUGAGUCAUGUGUAACAUGGGAGAUAACAAAUGUUCCAGGCUGUUUACCAACUGGAUUUUUUGUUUGUUGCAAAACAUUUUUUUUAAUUUAGAAGAGUUUUUUUUUAUCUUUGUUUACUUUGUACAGACAAUCAUAUUUGUUUUUCUUUUUUUGUAACCGAAAAGACUUUUCCCUAAAAACUUUUUAAUUGUAUUUUGUAAAGUCAAUUUGCUCAUUUUUGAAGAUUUAUUUUUCUUGUAUUUAAGGUGCAAUAUAAUUUAUGUUACUGGCAAUUUUUCAAAUUUUUUUAUCAAUGAGGUAAAUAAAAAGAGGAAAAUUAAGUUUGUAAACCUGUUAGAAAUUGUAUUUUAGUUAUUUUAUUUCUGUUAUAUUUACUUAAUUAGUUUAAUCAGAGUAUAUAUUUUCUUGUGAUAUUUUAAAAGAAGUUGUUUUUAUAUUAUCAAAAAGGGUGAUAGUUUGUUCUCAAUCUUAACUAAACUAUCACUUGUAAAAAUCCUAAAAAAAUAAAAAUAUAUUUUAUACUUAUGAAA